Molecule: messenger RNA, 214 nt
Organism: Meloidogyne enterolobii
Lineage: Eukaryota; Metazoa; Nematoda; Chromadorea; Rhabditida; Meloidogynidae
Source: the annotation of a GenBank genome assembly
UUAAUGACCGCCCAACUUGCUUCUGCUAUAUCUGCUCCUGAUUACUACAACUGUCAAAUGCAGCCAGGUCUUGUCAAACGUCAACGUGAAAUUUGUAGGCAACAUCCUUCUGCUAUGCGUGCAAUUAGUGAAGGCUUAAGAAAUGCUAUUGAUGAGUGUCAUGUUCAAUUCCAGAGGGUAAAAUUUAUUUUUAAUAUUCACAUAUUAUUAUAAG